AUGGCUUCUCCUCAACCUCUACUCUUGAUUACUUCAUUUCUCUUUGCUAUAUUUUCUUCUUCACUUGUAGAAGCUGCUUAUAGCUAUGGUUACACUACCCCUCAAAAGCUAUUGAAUCCUAUCGAUUCUUGCUGGCGAAGAAACCCUAAUUGGGCGGCAAACCGUCGAGCCCUUGCCAAUUGUGCCGUCGGGUUUGGAAAAGCCGCAGUCGGAGGCAAGUACGGGUCAAUAUACAUUGUCACAAACCCGUCGGAUGAUGCAGAAAACCCUAAACCCGGAACUCUAAGAUACGGAGUGAUCCAGGACAAACCCCUGUGGAUCGUAUUCGCACGCGAUAUGGUCAUUGUAUUGAAGAACGAGCUCAUCAUGAAUAGCUACAAGACCAUAGACGGGAGAGGGGCAAAAGUGGAAAUAGCAUACGGUCCAUGCAUCACGAUACAGCAUGUUAGCCACAUCAUUAUUCAUGGGAUUAGCAUCCAUGAUUGUAAACGGGGUUCGUCGGGCCGGGUUAGGAGCAGCCCGAGCCACGUGGGCCGCAGGCAAGGAUCUGACGGUGACGCCAUUGUCGUGUUCGACUCUACAAAUGUUUGGAUCGACCAUUGCUACUUGGCACGAUGCCAAGAUGGUCUGAUCGAUGUGAUCCAUGCUUCCACAGCGAUUACUAUAUCCAAUAAUUACUUCACUCAACACGAUAAAGUAAUGAUGUUGGGGCACGAGGAUGGUUACACGGAAGAUAAAGUUAUGAGAGUUACAAUAGCGUUCAACUAUUUUGCUCCAGGACUGAUCGAGAGAAUGCCAAGAGUAAGGAGAGGAUAUGCGCAUGUAGCAAACAACAGAUACGACAAAUGGAAAAUGUACGCAAUCGGAGGAAGUGCAAAUCCCACAAUUUUCAGCGAAGGAAACUAUUUCGUAGCUUAUAGCAAAAAACAGGUGACGAAGAGACUGGAUGGGGGCUACGGAUCACAGAGUUGGAAAUGGAGGACAUCAAAGGAUGUGUUCAAGAACGGAGCGUAUUUCGUACAGUCGGGUUACGGAAGCAUUUCGCCCUUGUAUUCGAGAGAAGAGUGGUUUCCGGUGGCUCAUGGCUCUCUCGCCCCUUUCCUCACCUCCUCCUCCGGUCCCCUCCGCUGCUCCUCCGGCAGACCCUGCUACUGAUCCAUCUCUCUCUCUCUCUAUAUAUAUAUAUAUAUAUAUUCAUGUGUGUUGUGUGUACGUACAUAUUUUUUACAAAGCUAGACGUUUUGUUUGUUUGUACAACAAUACGGAUCUAUGUUUUGAGAGAUCCAUGGU
Molecule: messenger RNA, 1290 nt
Organism: Tarenaya hassleriana
Lineage: Eukaryota; Viridiplantae; Streptophyta; Magnoliopsida; Brassicales; Cleomaceae
Product: putative pectate lyase 2
Exons: 4
Coding region: 1-1155 (384 amino acids)
Molecular function (GO): pectate lyase activity
Source: RefSeq, a predicted model, not a curated record